Opisthocomus hoazin is the source of this 2214-nucleotide messenger RNA. Lineage: Eukaryota; Metazoa; Chordata; Aves; Opisthocomiformes; Opisthocomidae. The record is from RefSeq and is a predicted model, not a curated record.
AUGGAGGAAGAGGCGCUGAAGGAUUAUAAAAAGAUGCAAGAUGACCUAAACCACGUUCUAGAUGAGUCUACGAGGAAGUUGUCGGAAUCCAUCUCUGAACACAGCCUGUCUGAGAAAAGAAAGGGAAUCGAAUAUCUCAAGAACCGCCUUACAGGCUUGAAGCCAGAGGUUUUGCUGGAUCCCAUUUACAUCGGUCUCUUUGGCAGCACCGGGGCAGGGAAAAGCACUUUGCUGAAUACCAUCAUAGAUAAAAACUACUUCUUGCCGGUGUCUGGGAACAAAGCCUGCACGUCCUGCGUGGUGCAGGUCAACACAAGCCACAGCAAACAGCACGAGGCAAAAAUUCACCUUCUCACAGAUGAGGAGUGGAAGGACGAGCUGAAGGAUCUGGUGGCCCUCGCAAGCCCGGAUGAAGAUGAAGACAGCACUGAAAGAAAAGAGGCUUUGUUGAAGAUCUGUACUAUCUAUGGGACAAAAGCUGAAAGUAAGACUUAUGAAGAACUGUGUAGGAUGAAACCCAUUGUCCAAAUUCCAAAUUCAAGGUGUAUCACCCUCAGGGAAACGAAAGGAGAAGACCUUUCUGAAAAAAUGAGCCCAUAUAUCAGGAUUCAGAGCAUUCAUAGUGGUGCAAGAGCAGAAACAAGUAAUGAAGACCAAAGAACAAGGCUCUGGCCCCUAGUCAAAAAUGUGGAAGUGACUAUCCCAAGUUUGCAAGUCCUUCCUGCAGGUGUCGUCUUUGUGGAUAUUCCAGGGAUGGGCGAUUUCAAUAGCAAAAGGGAUGCGAUGUGGAAAAAGAAUAUCAACAGAUGCUCUGUCAUUUGGGUGAUCAGCUCAAUCGAACGUAUUCAGGGAAGCAGUACCCAUGAGAUGCUGCUGAAAGAAGGCACGAAAGCUUUCCAGUGUGGGAUGUGCAGGGACAUGUCUCUGGUGGUCACAAAGUCUGAUCAGAUGAAUCUAAACGAAUAUCAGCGGAGCAGAGGACUGUUGCCUGCUGAAAUCAUUCAAAUGUGUAAUUUCUGUUCUAUAAAUGAACAUGAUGCCAUCCUAGAAAGGAAUGAAACCGUGAAGCAGGAUAAGAAAGAAAUGAUGAAGAAUAACCUAAAGAAAAAGCUUCCAAGCAACUCUGAAGUUCUGCACAAGGCUGACCUCGUGUACACGGUCAGUGCCUGGGAGUACUGGAAUGGGAAGGUGCUCAACAAGGAAGAAACAGAGAUCCCAAAGCUGAGGAAGUACAUCCAGACGUUUUACGCAGCGCAGAAGAGAAACAAACUGAAGGAUCACGCAACAGAGGCUUUCGUCAUUUUCUCACUGAUUCAGAGUCUCCAGUCCAACCAAGAUGCACAGCACCAGCACGUGAAAGCAAGUUGCUUGAAAGCCUUAGUUAAGCAGAAGAUCAUUGAUUUGGAGAAAGGUAUUAAGGAAUGUUUUCAGCCUAUCGAACAGCCACUCAAGGAAGGUGUAGAACAGGCAAAGCAGUUGUACAAGGAAAACAUCCAAAAGAUCCUCUUUCGAGAACACGGAUACCAGGGUUUUCACAGGACACUGAAAGCUGUGUGCCUGAAGAACGGGGUAUACGUAUCCCGCAUCUUCCUCCGGAUAGACAUCAACGAGUCCCUGGCUCAGCCCAUCUAUGAAAAAAUUGACUUGUGUUUUGGAGACGUAUUCAGGAUCCAGAUGGGCAACAGCUCCACACUGAAAGCCUGCCUUGACUCCUUCAAAGAUACCAUGCAGCAGCAACUGCAGCAAGCCUUGGCAGAGUACCCGACGGCUGACAUAGAAUGCAAGCUCAAGUUCCUUCAGCAAAAAAAGACAGAAUUCAUCAUUAGGGAGGCUGAAAAAUUCAUCCUCCAGAAGAAAGGAGAAAUCUACCACUCCCUUACCACAUCUUUUGAAAAAGACCUGCUGCCAUACUAUGAAGAUGCUGCCAGGCAAGGAGGAUUCCAAGCCAGCAAGAGGAUGCAAACCAUCCUUAGUGAUGGUGUAAAGAGUGAGGUGGAAAAGGGAAUGUUUGAAAAAGCGCAGGAGAACAUGAGAUAUCACUUCCAGGAACUGAAGGUGGAGAUCAUCAGGAAGAUGGAGACAGACUUCUCUGACAUGCUCAGCCUCGUGUUUUGCACGUGGGACCAACGCAACAGCAAGCUGCCAGGCCUGCAGAACGAGUUCCUCUUCAUCCGCAGCAUUCAGCAGAAACUGCAUUCAGCCGGAGAUGCUUAG